GACAAUUUUUUUCAUCAUCCUUUUGCUUCAUUAUGUUAUUGUUUAAUUCACUAGCACGACUCAGGCGUAUUUGAAAGUUGAAACUGAUUUACCAUAGCCUGACCGCAAAAUUACCGUCAUCGCCCUUUCAGAUUCUCCCUCCAUCCCUGCGGUCUUCAUUCUUCGGUUGCAGAAGUAUACAGAAACCCUAAUCGCCAUGGGAGAUAAUCGUCAGUCUUUUGUUUAUCAUGCUCUUGGUGGUGGUCCAGUGGCAGAUGUGUUGUUGUGGAGGAGAUGGUGUGGUAGUGUGACUCUGCUUGUCAGUUCCACUGCUCUUUGGAUUCUAUUUGAGAGAGCUGGAUAUAAUGUUCUUUCCUUUAUUGCUAAUGUCCUGUUGCUUCUAGUUGUGAUUCUCUUCUUCUGGGCUAAAUCUGCUUCACUUCUUAACAGGCCUCUACCUCCUAUCCCUGAUAUGGAGGUUCAUGAGGAAUCUGUCGUAAAAGCUGCUGAUAUGGUGCGUGUUUGGAUCAAUCAUGUAUUGAUGAUUGCGCAUGAUAUUGCUAUUGGUGGGAACUUAAAACUUUUUAUUAAGGUUUCUCUUGGCUUGUGGCUGAUAUCUUAUGUUGGUAGUUUUUGCAACUUCCUCACUUUCAUCUACAUGGGAAUUCUUUUUAGCUUGUCAGUGCCGCUGUUGUAUGACAAGUACCAAGAUCAAAUUGAUGACAAGCUUAUUAUAGCACAAAAGGUCAUUCAGACACAGUACAGGAAAAUUGAUGAUAACGUCCUGAGAAAGAUUUCAAGGCCUUUAAACAAGGAAAAGAAGACUCAAUAAACUGUUCUCUAACAUGGACCUGUGGGACUGCAUCAUCCAACAUUUUGAUAGUAUGAGGCUCAAUUGCCUUGCAAUGCAGUGUUAUGAAGAAAGCUCAACUUACUAGUUUUUGCUUAUUUUUUGUGAAUGAUUCUUGAUUUCUUGAUUAUCUUGGUUAGUGGAAAUGCCUGUUGCAGAUGGAGUAAUGUUUUAUAUGAUUGGAAAUAGAAAUAGUGUUAUGGUCAGUUUGAUUGGUAAUCCACUGGCAUUUUAAUGGAGCUUGUCCAUACUCUGGGAAUUAUCUUUUCCUAUGGAUUUAGAAUCUUUAUGGUCCUUGUUGCUUACUAAUUGUACUAUUUUGUAGUAUAUAUUUUGAGCCCUCAGAAACUGAGAUUAAUUUCUUUUUCUUCUUUCUUCCU
Nicotiana attenuata is the source of this 1209-nucleotide messenger RNA. RefSeq names its product reticulon-like protein B11. The transcript is spliced from 6 exons. The coding region runs from base 197 to 811 and encodes 204 amino acids. Lineage: Eukaryota; Viridiplantae; Streptophyta; Magnoliopsida; Solanales; Solanaceae. The record is from RefSeq and is a predicted model, not a curated record.